Rotaria sp. Silwood1 is the source of this 567-nucleotide messenger RNA. NCBI's taxonomy places the organism in Eukaryota, Metazoa, Rotifera, Eurotatoria, Philodinida, Philodinidae. The record is from the annotation of a GenBank genome assembly.
AUGUCGACAGUAAACAAGAAAAAAGGCUCAUCUUCUCCUAAACAUUCAAUAAAAGAACAUCAUGAUGAAAUCACUGAUGGUAACAAUCGAGAAAAAAACCUGAAUACUGACGAAAUUCCUAUUGAAGAGAUUCACACGGCUAACGAUUGGGAACAUGCUGAUCUUGGAGAUGAUCUACGAAAACAAAAAUUUCUUCGAUUAAUGGGUGCUAAAAAACGUAAAGAUGAAUGUCGAAUAGAUAGCAAAAAUUCUUCUAGCAUAACUCAUAACGAUAUUCAUUCAUUUGAAAAGAAACAUUGUCGUUCAAAAACACAAAAUGAAGCAAUUAAUCUCGAAUUAGAAAAACAAUUUAAUGAAGGUUUACAAUCAAAAAUUUUACAUACGCAUCAUGAAGGUCUUGGUUUUCAUGGUAGUGAUAUUAGUACUGCUUCAAGUUCAAAUGAUUGGCAUCAUGAACAAGUAAAAACAAAAUUUGUUCCAGCUACAACAACAGAAAGUGUACCAUCAUCAUUGAAUGAAGCAAUACCUAAAGAAUUAGACAAUACGAAAAAUAAAUCGAAAUCAUAA